Messenger RNA from Botrytis deweyae, 887 nucleotides. RefSeq lists its product as uncharacterized. The transcript is spliced from 3 exons. Bases 396 to 680 code for a protein of 94 amino acids. The record is from RefSeq and is a predicted model, not a curated record. Lineage: Eukaryota; Fungi; Ascomycota; Leotiomycetes; Helotiales; Sclerotiniaceae.
AUAGAUCUUGUGAAACGCCACAGGCCUUGUGCAAUCUCGCCAAGGCACUUAAGGAUCCGUCGAAGUUGCGGAUAUUAAAGUGUGAUUUUACGAAUGAGCAGACUAUCAAGGAUCUCUGUAAUAUACCUCAGUUGAUGGGACAGACUAUCGAAACUGUAGUUAUUAAUGAUGGGGGCAUGGAUUGAGGUACAGUGAUUGAAGGAACCUCUCAGUCUUACUAUCACCACUUCCAAAACAAUACGUUUGGACCACUUCUUGCCGCCAAAUACCUUCUUCGUAUACCUAGUGUUCAAAUCUCCAACAUUGCAUUCAUUUCCGACAGUUGUGGGUCCUCUGGCAUUCAAUCAUGCAUAUGGGGUCUAGCCGCAUAUUCUGCUUCUAAAGCCGCGCUUAAUAUGGGUUUGCGUCUUCUAGCCGUCGAAAUACACAGACAUUUAGACUCCGAAGCUCCGGUUAUAUUGGCUCUUCAUACAGCUGAAAUAGGCGCUGAUCUGGGACCUAAUCCCGCGGAGUUGACGGAGACGCAAAUAAGCGUGAGAGGAUGUUUGAAAGUUAUAAGGGAAAAGGGAAAAUAUGGAAUUGAUGAGGGUGGGAAAGCGUCUGCUUGGGCGAUGGGUGUGAUGGAAGAUCUGGAAGCAGCGACGUUAUGGACUUGGAAUGGGUUGAGACAUCCUUGGUGAACUGCUUCUGGCGAUUGUUUGUGGGAAUUGGAGAGAUGUACUGGAUGGGCUGUAUUUGUUAUUGUGGGGUGGGCGUUGAUUAUAUUAUACCAAGAUGAAUCGUGGGAUAAUUUAGAUAGGGUGUAUGGGUUUUAUGGGCUGGAACUUGGAGUCGAGCAAUCAGCAUGGACCGUAUGAUCUCUUAGACCAAUAAAUAUCACAUGCAUA